AUGACGUCCGCCGCUCCUCCCCCAAACCAGGCCUUCCAGCCCUCGACCGGCACCUCGACCGCGACCGCCGGACCUGCGACCCCAAACAAGAGAGACUUGAAGUCGUGGUGGAAGGGCUUCAAGCUGCCUUCAAAACACCAGGAACACCAUGGUAGACACCCUUCUACUUUCGCAUCAAAACACUCGCCCCCAGCACAACCCCUCUUCAGUGAAGAUGUCGACGACCAAAUGGAUACGUCGCCUGUCCCGCUCGAUUUUGUCCUGCUAUUACAAGACAGGCAUGUUAUUGAGCCGGUCGACCCUCUUCCGCCCAGAAUCGUCGCUUCAAGUGAUGCGACAGCUCCCACCACCACCACCACCACCACCACUAGCCGGGUGGAUGUGCUGAACAGGAUGUCCCUGUCCGUCACUCAGCCUGUGCGCCAGUGUGCCAAGCGGAUCCGCGCAGCUAUGACUUCCUCCUUUACUUCAAGAGCUAAACGAAAUACAGCAGAGACUCGACCUCACGGCAUCUUUGGUGUCCCUCUCCGCCAGAGCAUCACAUAUGCCAACGUCGCAAUCUCACUCGUCGAUGAGAACGGAAAGAGCUACAUUUAUGGCUACGUACCGAUUGUCGUCGCCAAGUGUGGCGUAUUCUUGAAGGAGAAGGCUACGACUGUGGAGGGCAUCUUCCGUCUCAGUGGCUCUGAGAAGCGCAUCAAGGAGCUGAAACAAAUCUUUGAUUCCCCCGAUCGUUACGGCAAGGGCCUGGUUUGGGAUAACUACACCGUUCAUGAUGCCGCCAACGUUCUUCGACGAUACCUCAACGACCUCCCAGAGCCAGUUGUGCCGCUGGAUUUGUACGAGAAGUUCAGAGAGCCUUUGCGAGGUUCUACCAGGCAAGCAGCCGGCGACGCUGACGGCCCGCAAUUCGUGGAGAACUUUGACGAGCAAGCCGCGAUUGCCAAGUACCAGAAACUCAUCACGGAACUGCCACCACUGAACCGCCAGUUAUUGCUUUACAUUUUGGAUCUGUUGGCUGUGUUUGCCGCUAAGUCGGAGGAGAACAGGAUGAACUCUCAGAACCUCGCCGCCAUCUUCCAGCCCGGCAUGUUGUCGCAUCCGCAGCACGCAAUGGCACCCGAGGAAUACCGUCUGAACCAGCAUGUCCUUAUAUUCUUGAUUGAGAACCAGGAUCACUUCUUGAUCGGCAUGCAGGGCACGGCCACCGACGAGAAGACAAAGCAGUUGAUUGAAAAGGGUACACCCCCACCUGCGGCUGGACCAGUCACCCCCAACCCGAACAGAAAGGCCUCGGGCUUGGGAAGGUCUGCUUCUAACGCGAGCGCAGGUGCUGAGAGCGUGAGGAGAGAUGGGAUGCUUCGUAGGAACCGAUCGACGUCCUCGCGACACUCGCACCACGACGGCUCGACGACGCCGAACAGCCCUGCGCUCGCGCCGACUCCGAACAGCGGUCUCGGUAGAAGCAACACCGUCCCGUCCAAGAAGUCUCCCGCUCUUCAGGGCGGAAGGUUCAGGCGCGAUGCAUCGCCGAUCCCUGGAUCAUCCCCUAGGAUUCCGUCAACGACCGAGGAGCUUGCUGAGGUACCCGACCAGUCCCCUUCGGCCUCCACUAUUUCGCCUGCGCCCGCCGCGAUCGGAACCUCCACGUUGGCUCCCAAUGCUGCCGGGAACGCAGGAAGGAGCCAGGAAAGGCUACUUGACCCACACGAGGCUACGACUCCCGUCAAAGAGAGAACGCUGCCCAGCAUCUUCCAAAGAUCCCCCACCGGGGAGGGCGAGAAACGGCAGCCGAACAAGCUGAAGAAGAAGCGGAUACCCGGAAGUUUGAACCCUAGCGCGCAAAGUUCCGCCGCGUCUUUAGGUACGCAUUCUGCUGCUGUUUCGCCAAGCGUUGAGGCCCCGAACCCUUUGGAGCAGGUGGGAGGACCGAUCCCUGAGCAUGAUGCCCUUCCCAUCAGACAGCAACCCAAUGCAGGUGACACACCCUCGGAACCUACUCCGCGCGCCUCCCAAGUCCCCUCAACCAACACACUGCAUGUUGAGCAAACCCUGAAGGCCAAGAAGUCGCCACCAACCUCGCUUCAUUCAUCUUUUAACGAAGGUUCUGACAUUGAUCAGAAUGAGGAGUCCAUCAUGACGACGUCGGCAGAGGCGAUAGAGCAGGAAAAGGAGAAGAAGAGAAGGUGGAGGCUUUCUCGCCAAAGAAAGGACGACGGUCACCCCGGCAUCACGUCGCCCCGUCUGGCAUUUGGUUCUAACGAUAACGCCGAUGUCAGUGUUACUUCCAUCGGUAGUGGAGGCUACAAGCCCCGCAAGAGUUUUACUGGUGAGAGCUCUGAGCAAGGCAUGCACAACUCUGAGAGCAACGAAUCUGGCAGGGAUAGGGACGGCAAGGACGAAUCCAAGGGCCCGAUCGGUUGGAUUAGGAACAAAUACCGUGAGGCUAAGGAGAGCGCCGCCGAGAAGAGAAACAAGUCACCCCCAGCAGAUCGGCAGUCGUCUUUGGGCGGCUCUAGCAUCAUGUCUGGUCGAGGCAAGAGCUUGGAUAUCCGAAGAGAGCCGGAGGAGAAGGUUCAGCAUCCUGCUCUGCCUUCUUCGCCGCCUCAAGGGCCUACAGCUCACCCGCAGGCAGCACCGGCUCAGGCCCCUCAGCCUCAGUCAGCCCAGUCUCCCGUCCAGCAAGCAACACAACCAGCGGCUGCCCCAACCCAGGCCCAGGCCCCGGCCCCUCUCUCGCAGCCCGCUCCGGCACAAGCCACACAAACAACAGAACCGCCGGCUAAGGCCGAAUAA
This is a messenger RNA of Colletotrichum chrysophilum, 2796 nucleotides long. RefSeq lists its product as uncharacterized. Gene Ontology annotation, biological process: activation of GTPase activity; signal transduction; regulation of fungal-type cell wall organization. Gene Ontology annotation, molecular function: GTPase activator activity. NCBI's taxonomy places the organism in Eukaryota, Fungi, Ascomycota, Sordariomycetes, Glomerellales, Glomerellaceae. Gene Ontology annotation, cellular component: cell cortex. The record is from RefSeq and is a predicted model, not a curated record. The transcript has 2 exons. Bases 1 to 2796 code for a protein of 931 amino acids.